AUGUUGACAACGAGACGCAUUCCCAUUUCUUUCAAGCGAAGAUUCCCAAAGGACAUUUCCGUCCAUGCGCUUCUCGCUGCCUUCCUGACUCUCGGGGACAAAGAGGAUCUCCAGAAGUAUGAGCUCUGGAGACAAACUUGGCCAACCCGUCAGGACUUCGAAGACAGCAUGCCCCUUUUAUGGCCACAGUCUCUACGAGGACCCAAUCCGUACUAUGAUGACGCCGCUAGUCAAAUGAAUCUGCUUCCGCCAUCGAUAUCCGGCGCAUGGAACACCUUUCGGAAGCGCAAAAAUGAGCACGAGUAUGAGACAUCUCACCAGAACCUCCUUGCUCAGCAGGAACAGAGAUUGCACAAAGCCUGGAGUAGCGUCGUCUCCGUUUUCCCAGAAGUAGAACGGGAGACUUAUUCAUACAACUGGCUCAUUGUCAACACAAGAAGUUUCUACUACUUGAUGCCUGGUCAAAAGCCGCCAGAAGAUCGGAAUGACGCCAUGGCAUUGUUGCCUUUCGCCGAUUAUUUCAAUCACUCGGAUGUGGAGUGUACAGACUCAGGAGAGGAAAUCUAUAUGAGCUAUGGGCCUCAUCCAAAUGAUUUCCUACUUGUUGAAUAUGGGUUCUACCUCGACCAGAAUGCUUCUGAAGCGAUAUACCUUGAUGAUAUCAUUUUUCGAGACCUCAGUGCGUCCCUUCAGGAAGAGCUGUAUUUGCAGCAAUAUUACGGCAAUUAUGAGGUUACCGCCACAGGUGCUUGCUAUCGAACCGAGAUUGCUGCUUGUCUGAAAUACAUGACAAGAAGAGAUUGGCGGAACUAUGCCCUUGGUUAUUCGACAAAGGGUUGCGACGCCCAGAAAUCUAAUGUGAUCAUCCGAGAAUGGAUUCGCGCAUACGCAAAGGAAGCAGACACGACAAUCGCCGCUCUGGAAGCUCUUGGUUCCAGAGAAAUGGAUCAGAAGUGCAACGGGAAAGUUUGGAAGCGGUUUCCUGCUGAGGAAGCGAGGUGCUGCCAGUGGCGGCUCACCUCCAGCGCGAAGAAGAACUAG
Molecule: messenger RNA, 1041 nt
Organism: Aspergillus thermomutatus
Lineage: Eukaryota; Fungi; Ascomycota; Eurotiomycetes; Eurotiales; Aspergillaceae
Exons: 5
Coding region: 1-1041 (346 amino acids)
Biological process (GO): peptidyl-lysine monomethylation
Molecular function (GO): protein-lysine N-methyltransferase activity
Source: RefSeq, a predicted model, not a curated record